This is a messenger RNA of Poeciliopsis prolifica (blackstripe livebearer), 1004 nucleotides long. RefSeq names its product troponin I, cardiac muscle-like. The record is from RefSeq and is a predicted model, not a curated record. Gene Ontology annotation, biological process: muscle contraction. The coding region runs from base 68 to 619 and encodes 183 amino acids. Lineage: Eukaryota; Metazoa; Chordata; Actinopteri; Cyprinodontiformes; Poeciliidae. Gene Ontology annotation, cellular component: troponin complex. The transcript is spliced from 5 exons.
UCCACCACAGACAAGUAAGAAAUUAAUAUAUUUGUUGCAGCUCAAAUUAAACCAAAAUAAGAAUAAAAUGACUUUUUUUGUUUCUGUCUGUAAGAGAAAACCAAAGAUCUCUGCAUCUCGAAGGCUACAUCUGAAGACCAAGCUGCUGAAAACAGCAGCUGUGAUGCUGGAGAAGACCAAGCAGGAGAGGAUUCAGCAGAAAGAAGUGACUCUCACAGAGAAAGUUCCUCCUCUCCAGCUGUCUGGUUUGUCUGUUCAGGACCUUCAGACUUUGUGCAAAGAGCUGCACCGCAAGAUAGAUGUGGCAGAUGAAGAACGGUACGACAUCGACGCGAAGGUGGCCAAAAACAUCAAGGAGAUUGAGGAUCUCAAUCGGAAGGUCUUUGAGCUGAAGGGUAAGAUGAAGAGACCUGCUCUGAAGAGAGUAAAGAUCUCUGCUGACGCCAUGCUGGGAGCUCUGCUGGGUGGAAAGGUUAGAGAGAGUGUGGACUUUAAAGCCAACCUCAAGACUGUGAAGAAAGAGGAGGAAAAGAAGGAGGAAGUGACAGACUGGAGGAAGAACGUGGAAGCCAUGUCUGGAAUGGAGGGCAGAAAGAAGCUCUUCAAUGCCAACCAGUAGAUUUGUCUUUGUGGACAUUUUGAUGAUAAAUGCAGUUUUACGGGCUAAAAAUUUAUAGAAGUCCUUGCAGGGACUGUUGUUCCAUACAAUUAGCAAACACACGAGACAGGAUUCAGCACGCAUGACUGUAUCUGCAGACUAUACAUGCAAUAUUCCAAAUUACUUAGAUUAUUAAAGAAAAAUAAUUGCAUCAAUCCUUUUGUUUGUUGGUUUUUGUUUUUUGGGGGGUUUUUUGCAUCAGGGUUAAUUGCACUGUUUUGUUUUGUGGGUUUUGCACUUGUGAAACAUUUGCACUGCUUCUAUGUCUACCUUAAAACAAAUGUUUCUUGACCUUAAGAUGCCUGAGAAUAUCAAAGUUAAUAAAAUGUUGUGGUGAAAACUUAAA